Molecule: messenger RNA, 1155 nt
Organism: Spodoptera littoralis (African cotton leafworm)
Lineage: Eukaryota; Metazoa; Arthropoda; Insecta; Lepidoptera; Noctuidae
Source: the annotation of a GenBank genome assembly
AUGGCAUUUUCACUUAAUAAAUUGAAGAACAUUUUAAAUACGAGUCGGGAGGGUCAGUUGGCCGGCAGUGGCAGUUUGGAGCCAGAGAUAGGAUUCAAGUUGGCCUUGCAUCCAAUCAGUAAAAAUUUAUAUGUGACCGUUAUCGGCGCCCGGCACCUUCCGUCCUUGUUUGGGUUGAGUCGCGCCCAUGGAUACCUUGUUAAGGUCAAAGUGUUUCCCGGCGACAGUAGAUUUGAAACAACAUUACAGGAGAGUUCUUGGCCGGUGUGGAAUGAGGAUUUUAAAUUUCAAUUAAAACAAAAAGAUGCUAAGAAGGGACAAGAAAAAACUGACCUUCAAAGUUUGCUCGCCGGCCACUUUUUGUCGCUUACCAUUUAUGCUAUAUUAGAGGCUCCAAAACAAGAAACAGACAAGCGAAAAAAUAGCAAAACACUAGAUUCGAAAAAAUCUGCCAAGGUCGCAGAACAAGAAGAACCAAAACCUAAGACUGGAUUCUUAGAAAAGACAUUUAGCAGUUUCAAAUCAACGAAAGCCGAGGCGAUAGCACAAAAGUCAAUUCUGGAGAAACGGAGAACAGUGGGAGCGGCGACUUGGAAUUUCGACUCAAAGUUGUUUCAAAAUGAUCUUAAGAACGGUUUGAUCGGCACUCCAGAUAUUUGGAGACCAAUCAACGCCAUCACGAGUGGUAUCACGGCAGCUGAUUCACGGCGGGAAAACAAGAAGGGCCAGUUGGAAGUUACUCUAUUGUACACGGCAAGUGAAGACGGGUUGAAUGAUAUAGUGCAGCUGACGGUCAACAGGCUACGAUGCAGUGUGCAGACGAUGCAACAGCAAGAACAAUAUAAAGCUCCUCUGUACCUGAAGGCAACGAUAUUAGAAGCGAACAAAGCUGAAUGCUAUUGGAAAAGCGAUAGAUUUGUUCCCGCAAUAUCAGCCAGAUGGGACCCGAAAUCUGCUACGGUGAAACUGACAGUUUUCAAAGCUAGUUUGAAUAAAGUCAGUAUUUAUAUUAGCCUCGGUUGUAAGACGAAAAUGGCGAAGAAGGAAAUUCUCGGCAAAGCGACGAUAGAUGAAAAAUCCGCCUAUGGAGACAGUUGGAACGAGUGCCUGCGACAACCGGGUAUACCAAAAACUUUUUGGGUCAAUUUCGAGUAA